Verticillium dahliae VdLs.17 is the source of this 1863-nucleotide messenger RNA. RefSeq names its product peptidyl-prolyl cis-trans isomerase cyp15. Lineage: Eukaryota; Fungi; Ascomycota; Sordariomycetes; Glomerellales; Plectosphaerellaceae. The transcript has 3 exons. Bases 1 to 1863 code for a protein of 620 amino acids. The record is from RefSeq and is a predicted model, not a curated record. Gene Ontology annotation, molecular function: peptidyl-prolyl cis-trans isomerase activity; protein binding. Gene Ontology annotation, biological process: protein peptidyl-prolyl isomerization.
AUGACAGACGACGACAAGACGGCCAAGCGGAGCCAUUCCGAAUUUACUGAACAAGAUGGCUCAGAUAGCUCUUCCGACGACGACAUGGGCCCUCAGCUCCCAAGCGAAGCCCCGAAGAAGAAGCGCCGCGUCCUGCCCUACGAGAAGCUCUACAUCGCCGCCCUGCCCAAGUCACCUCGCUACUCCAAGUCGUUAAUGCACAAGGAGCAGCUCGCCUUCGUCACCGUCACACCCCUAACCGACUUUAUAAUCACCUCCUCCACCGACGGCGUCGUCAAGUUCUGGAAGAAAAUGGCCGAAGGCAUCGAGUUUGUCAAGGAAUUCAAGGCCCAUCAGGGCGAGAUCAAAUCGGUUUCGGUCAGCCAGGACGGCAGGAGCUUUGCGACGGCUGGCGUCGACGACACGCUGAAGAUCUUUGACAUUACGACCUUUGACCUGCUCGCCAUGAUCAACCUCGCCUUCACCCCUCGGUGCGUCUGCUGGGUACACAACAGGGGCGCCUCGGUGCCGCUGCUCGCCGUGUCGGAAGACGCCAGACCUCUGGUUCACAUCUUCGACGGCAGAGGCGAGAAGCAGGAGCCGACACGGACCAUCAAGUCUCUCCACCGAAGCCCUGUCAGGAUCAUGGCGUUCAACAGCCGCUAUGAUUGCGUCGUGUCGGUAGAUGACAAGGGCCUUGUCGAGUAUUGGCGGCCGAGCGGCGACUAUGAGAAGCCCGACAAUGUAUUCGAGUACAAGGCUUCGACGAAUCUCUUCGAAUUCAAAAAGGCCAAGACCGUACCUACGUCUCUGAGCAUCUCGCCGGACGGCCAGCAGUUUGCUGUCUUCUCGCAGCCCGACAGGAAGAUACGCGUCUUCGACUUUGCCUCGGGCAAGCUGCACAGGACAUAUGACGAGUCCCUCCAGGUCAUCGAAGAGAUGCAGCAGGCCGGAAAUGCCCUGUCCAAACUGGACGCCGUCGAGUACGGCCGCAGGUUCGCGCUGGAGCGCGAAAUCGAUUCUCCGGCCUACAGCGACAAGGCCAAUGUCGUCUUUGACGAAUCUGGAAACUUCAUCAUAUACGGGUCCAUCUUCGGCAUCAAGGUCCUCAACACGUUCACGAACAAGGUGGUCAAGGUGUUUGGCAAGGACGAAAACUUCAGGGCAGUCAACCUGGCGAUUUACCAGGGCCAACCGCAGAAAAAGGGAAUCACCACAGUCGAGAUGGGCGCCUCGAGCAAUCCCUUGCUGCAGGAGUCGGAAUCGAGAGAUCCCAUUCUGUUCGCGACGGGCGUGGGCAAGGUCCGGUUCUACAUGUUCACAAACGAAAGCGAGGUCUCAAAGUCGGUCAGGGACGUUCAAAACGAGAAGCCGACAAUGCUCGGCAAGCAGAAGGCGGCGGAAGCCAAGACCGCCGAGACAGGCACCGCUGCCGUGCUGCACACGACGUAUGGCGACAUCAGCAUUCGUCUCUUCCCCGAUGCCGCACCCAAGGCUGUCGAGAAUUUCGUCACACACUCGAAGCGAGGCUACUACAAUGGCACGAUUUUCCACCGCGUCAUCAAAAAGUUUAUGAUCCAGUGCGGCGACCCCAUGGGCGACGGCACAGGGGGCGAGAGUAUCUGGGGCAAGGAGUUUGCGGACGAAUUCAGCAGCUUGAAGCACGACAAGCCGUACACCGUCAGCAUGGCCAAUGCCGGGCCCAACACGAACGGCAGCCAGUUCUUCAUCACGACGGAGAAGACUCCCUGGCUCGACGGCAAGCACACCAUCUUUGGGCGUGCGACGCGAGGUCUCGACGUCAUACAUAAAAUCGAGAACGCCCGCGCGUACAAGGACAAGCCAGAGGAGGACAUCAAGAUAUUGAAUAUUGACAUUGCCUAG